Messenger RNA from Capsella rubella, 616 nucleotides. RefSeq names its product RING-H2 finger protein ATL64. The record is from RefSeq and is a predicted model, not a curated record. Bases 56 to 514 code for a protein of 152 amino acids. Gene Ontology annotation, biological process: protein ubiquitination. The transcript has a single exon. Lineage: Eukaryota; Viridiplantae; Streptophyta; Magnoliopsida; Brassicales; Brassicaceae.
AUCUCCAAACACUUCUUCUUUUUCUCGAGAAAACUUUUAAAUUUUUCUCGAGAAUAUGUUUACUGAAGCUCUAAUAAGAUUCUCAGAGUUCAUAGCCGAAUCCGUCAUUAUCGCCUCCGUCGUCGUCUUCUCUAUCCGUCUCUUCUUUAGACUCGCUUGCUUCCUUGCGAGCCGUUCUUGGCGUCGUUACCGUACGUUCACGGUCCAUCGCCGGAGAUGGAGAAGAAGAACCACGACGGAGGAGGAAAGAGACUCGUCGCGUUACUGUACGAUUUGUCUCGAAGACGCGGCGGAGGGAGAGAAGAUGAGGAGGAUAACGGCGUGCAACCAUUGUUUCCACGCUGAUUGUAUCGAUCCGUGGCUGGAGAAGAAGUCCACGUGUCCUCUGUGCAGAGCUCAGAUUCCUCCGGCGCCGCCGGGAAACCCUCUCCUCGCGCUUAUUGUUCCUCCCGGCGUAAUCGACAUGUUUACGAAAGGAACCUUCCCUGACGCGUCAUCAACAAUAUUUGAUUAAUUAAAUUUAAGACUUUUAACACGAGUUUAUUAUCAAUGUUUUAGAAAUUAAUUAAAAAAAAUUCAUUCAUUUCAUUGCACUUGUAUUAUUUUUUUACUCUGU